Knipowitschia caucasica is the source of this 6732-nucleotide messenger RNA. The record is from the annotation of a GenBank genome assembly. NCBI's taxonomy places the organism in Eukaryota, Metazoa, Chordata, Actinopteri, Gobiiformes, Gobiidae.
AUGAGGACAGGUAACUUUAUAACCGCUUAUGCUAACCCAGUGCUAACCUCCUCCUCCUCCACAGGUGCGCGGCGUGCUAACCCAGUGCUAACCUCCUCCUCCUCCACAGGUGCGCGGCGUGCUAACCCAGUGCUAACCUCCUCCACAGGUGCGCGGCGUGCUAACCCAGUGCUAACCUCCUCCUCCACAGGUGCGCGGCGUGCUAACCCAGUGCUGACCUCCUCCUCCACAGGUGCGCGGCGUGCUAACCCAGUGCUGACCUCCUCCUCCACAGGUGCGCGGCGUGCUAACCCAGUGCUAACCUCCUCCACAGGUGCGCGGCGUGCUAACCCAGUGCUAACCUCCUCCUCCUCCACAGGUGCGCGGCGUGCUAACCCAGUGCUAACCUCCUCCUCCUCCACAGGUGCGCGGCGUGCUAACCCAGUGCUAACCUCCUCCUCCUCCACAGGUGCGCGGCGUGCUAACCCAGUGCUAACCUCCUCCUCCUCCACAGGUGCGCGGCGUGCUAACCCAGUGCUAACCUCCUCCUCCACAGGUGCGCGGCGUGCUAACCCAGUGCUAACCUCCUCCUCCUCCACAGGUGCGCGGCGUGCUAACCCAGUGCUAACCUCCUCCUCCUCCACAGGUGCGCGGCGUGCUAACCCAGUGCUAACCUCCUCCUCCACAGGUGCGCGGCGUGCUAACCCAGUGCUAACCUCCUCCUCCUCCACAGGUGCGCGGCGUGCUAACCCAGUGCUAACCUCCUCCUCCUCCACAGGUGCGCGGCGUGCUAACCCAGUGCUAACCUCCUCCUCCUCCACAGGUGCGCGGCGUGCUAACCCAGUGCUAACCUCCUCCUCCUCCACAGGUGCGCGGCGUGCUAACCCAGUGCUAACCUCCUCCUCCUCCACAGGUGCGCGGCGUGCUAACCCAGUGCUAACCUCCUCCUCCUCCACAGGUGCGCGGCGUGCUAACCCAGUGCUAACCUCCUCCUCCUCCACAGGUGCGCGGCGUGCUAACCCAGUGCUAACCUCCUCCUCCACAGGUGCGCGGCGUGCUAACCCAGUGCUAACCUCCUCCUCCUCCACAGGUGCGCGGCGUGCUAACCCAGUGCUAACCUCCUCCUCCACAGGUGCGCGGCGUGCUAACCCAGUGCUAACCUCCUCCUCCUCCACAGGUGCGCGGCGUGCUAACCCAGUGCUAACCUCCUCCUCCUCCACAGGUGCGCGGCGUGCUAACCCAGUGCUAACCUCCUCCUCCUCCACAGGUGCGCGGCGUGCUAACCCAGUGCUAACCUCCUCCUCCACAGGUGCGCGGCGUGCUAACCCAGUGCUAACCUCCUCCUCCUCCACAGGUGCGCGGCGUGCUAACCCAGUGCUAACCUCCUCCUCCUCCACAGGUGCGCGGCGUGCUAACCCAGUGCUAACCUCCUCCACAGGUGCGCGGCGUGCUAACCCAGUGCUAACCUCCUCCUCCUCCUCCACAGGUGCGCGGCGUGCUAACCCAGUGCUAACCUCCUCCUCCUCCACAGGUGCGCGGCGUGCUAACCCAGUGCUAACCUCCUCCUCCACAGGUGCGCGGCGUGCUAACCCAGUGCUAACCUCCUCCUCCUCCACAGGUGCGCGGCGUGCUAACCCAGUGCUAACCUCCUCCUCCUCCACAGGUGCGCGGCGUGCUAACCCAGUGCUAACCUCCUCCUCCUCCACAGGUGCGCGGCGUGCUAACCCAGUGCUAACCUCCUCCUCCUCCACAGGUGCGCGGCGUGCUAACCCAGUGCUAACCUCCUCCUCCUCCACAGGUGCGCGGCGUGCUAACCCAGUGCUAACCUCCUCCUCCUCCACAGGUGCGCGGCGUGCUAACCCAGUGCUAACCUCCUCCUCCUCCACAGGUGCGCGGCGUGCUAACCCAGUGCUAACCUCCUCCUCCACAGGUGCGCGGCGUGCUAACCCAGUGCUAACCUCCUCCUCCUCCACAGGUGCGCGGCGUGCUAACCCAGUGCUAACCUCCUCCUCCUCCACAGGUGCGCGGCGUGCUAACCCAGUGCUAACCUCCUCCUCCACAGGUGCGCGGCGUGCUAACCCAGUGCUAACCUCCUCCUCCUCCACAGGUGCGCGGCGUGCUAACCCAGUGCUAACCUCCUCCUCCUCCACAGGUGCGCGGCGUGCUAACCCAGUGCUAACCUCCUCCUCCUCCACAGGUGCGCGGCGUGCUAACCCAGUGCUAACCUCCUCCUCCUCCACAGGUGCGCGGCGUGCUAACCCAGUGCUAACCUCCUCCUCCUCCACAGGUGCGCGGCGUGCUAACCCAGUGCUAACCUCCUCCUCCACAGGUGCGCGGCGUGCUAACCCAGUGCUAACCUCCUCCUCCUCCACAGGUGCGCGGCGUGCUAACCCAGUGCUAACCUCCUCCUCCACAGGUGCGCGGCGUGCUAACCCAGUGCUAACCUCCUCCUCCUCCACAGGUGCGCGGCGUGCUAACCCAGUGCUAACCUCCUCCUCCUCCACAGGUGCGCGGCGUGCUAACCCAGUGCUAACCUCCUCCUCCUCCACAGGUGCGCGGCGUGCUAACCCAGUGCUAACCUCCUCCUCCUCCACAGGUGCGCGGCGUGCUAACCCAGUGCUAACCUCCUCCUCCUCCACAGGUGCGCGGCGUGCUAACCCAGUGCUAACCUCCUCCUCCACAGGUGCGCGGCGUGCUAACCCAGUGCUAACCUCCUCCUCCUCCACAGGUGCGCGGCGUGCUAACCCAGUGCUAACCUCCUCCUCCACAGGUGCGCGGCGUGCUAACCCAGUGCUAACCUCCUCCUCCUCCACAGGUGCGCGGCGUGCUAACCCAGUGCUAACCUCCUCCUCCUCCACAGGUGCGCGGCGUGCUAACCCAGUGCUAACCUCCUCCUCCUCCACAGGUGCGCGGCGUGCUAACCCAGUGCUAACCUCCUCCUCCUCCACAGGUGCGCGGCGUGCUAACCCAGUGCUAACCUCCUCCUCCUCCACAGGUGCGCGGCGUGCUAACCCAGUGCUAACCUCCUCCUCCUCCACAGGUGCGCGGCGUGCUAACCCAGUGCUAACCUCCUCCUCCUCCACAGGUGCGCGGCGUGCUAACCCAGUGCUAACCUCCUCCUCCUCCACAGGUGCGCGGCGUGCUAACCCAGUGCUAACCUCCUCCUCCUCCACAGGUGCGCGGCGUGCUAACCCAGUGCUAACCUCCUCCUCCACAGGUGCGCGGCGUGCUAACCCAGUGCUAACCUCCUCCUCCUCCACAGGUGCGCGGCGUGCUAACCCAGUGCUAACCUCCUCCUCCUCCACAGGUGCGCGGCGUGCUAACCCAGUGCUAACCUCCUCCUCCUCCACAGGUGCGCGGCGUGCUAACCCAGUGCUAACCUCCUCCUCCACAGGUGCGCGGCGUGCUAACCCAGUGCUAACCUCCUCCUCCUCCACAGGUGCGCGGCGUGCUAACCCAGUGCUAACCUCCUCCUCCUCCACAGGUGCGCGGCGUGCUAACCCAGUGCUAACCUCCUCCUCCACAGGUGCGCGGCGUGCUAACCCAGUGCUAACCUCCUCCUCCACAGGUGCGCGGCGUGCUAACCCAGUGCUAACCUCCUCCACAGGUGCGCGGCGUGCUAACCCAGUGCUAACCUCCUCCACAGGUGCGCGGCGUGCUAACCCAGUGCUAACCUCCUCCUCCUCCACAGGUGCGCGGCGUGCUAACCCAGUGCUAACCUCCUCCACAGGUGCGCGGCGUGCUAACCCAGUGCUAACCUCCUCCACAGGUGCGCGGCGUGCUAACCCAGUGCUAACCUCCUCCACAGGUGCGCGGCGUGCUAACCCAGUGCUAACCUCCUCCUCCUCCACAGGUGCGCGGCGUGCUAACCCAGUGCUAACCUCCUCCUCCUCCACAGGUGCGCGGCGUGCUAACCCAGUGCUAACCUCCUCCUCCUCCACAGGUGCGCGGCGUGCUAACCCAGUGCUAACCUCCUCCACAGGUGCGCGGCGUGCUAACCCAGUGCUAACCUCCUCCACAGGUGCGCGGCGUGCUAACCCAGUGCUAACCUCCUCCUCCUCCACAGGUGCGCGGCGUGCUAACCCAGUGCUAACCUCCUCCUCCUCCACAGGUGCGCGGCGUGCUAACCCAGUGCUAACCUCCUCCUCCUCCACAGGUGCGCGGCGUGCUAACCCAGUGCUAACCUCCUCCUCCUCCACAGGUGCGCGGCGUGCUAACCCAGUGCUAACCUCCUCCUCCACAGGUGCGCGGCGUGCUAACCCAGUGCUAACCUCCUCCUCCUCCACAGGUGCGCGGCGUGCUAACCCAGUGCUAACCUCCUCCUCCUCCACAGGUGCGCGGCGUGCUAACCCAGUGCUAACCUCCUCCUCCUCCACAGGUGCGCGGCGUGCUAACCCAGUGCUAACCUCCUCCUCCUCCACAGGUGCGCGGCGUGCUAACCCAGUGCUAACCUCCUCCUCCACAGGUGCGCGGCGUGCUAACCCAGUGCUAACCUCCUCCUCCUCCACAGGUGCGCGGCGUGCUAACCCAGUGCUAACCUCCUCCUCCACAGGUGCGCGGCGUGCUAACCCAGUGCUAACCUCCUCCUCCUCCACAGGUGCGCGGCGUGCUAACCCAGUGCUAACCUCCUCCACAGGUGCGCGGCGUGCUAACCCAGUGCUAACCUCCUCCUCCUCCACAGGUGCGCGGCGUGCUAACCCAGUGCUAACCUCCUCCUCCACAGGUGCGCGGCGUGCUAACCCAGUGCUAACCUCCUCCUCCUCCACAGGUGCGCGGCGUGCUAACCCAGUGCUAACCUCCUCCUCCUCCACAGGUGCGCGGCGUGCUAACCCAGUGCUAACCUCCUCCUCCUCCACAGGUGCGCGGCGUGCUAACCCAGUGCUAACCUCCUCCUCCUCCACAGGUGCGCGGCGUGCUAACCCAGUGCUAACCUCCUCCUCCUCCACAGGUGCGCGGCGUGCUAACCCAGUGCUAACCUCCUCCUCCUCCACAGGUGCGCGGCGUGCUAACCCAGUGCUAACCUCCUCCUCCACAGGUGCGCGGCGUGCUAACCCAGUGCUAACCUCCUCCACAGGUGCGCGGCGUGCUAACCCAGUGCUAACCUCCUCCUCCACAGGUGCGCGGCGUGCUAACCCAGUGCUAACCUCCUCCUCCUCCACAGGUGCGCGGCGUGCUAACCCAGUGCUAACCUCCUCCUCCACAGGUGCGCGGCGUGCUAACCCAGUGCUAACCUCCUCCUCCUCCACAGGUGCGCGGCGUGCUAACCCAGUGCUAACCUCCUCCUCCACAGGUGCGCGGCGUGCUAACCCAGUGCUAACCUCCUCCUCCUCCACAGGUGCGCGGCGUGCUAACCCAGUGCUAACCUCCUCCUCCUCCACAGGUGCGCGGCGUGCUAACCCAGUGCUAACCUCCUCCUCCUCCACAGGUGCGCGGCGUGCUAACCCAGUGCUAACCUCCUCCUCCUCCACAGGUGCGCGGCGUGCUAACCCAGUGCUAACCUCCUCCUCCUCCACAGGUGCGCGGCGUGCUAACCCAGUGCUAACCUCCUCCUCCUCCACAGGUGCGCGGCGUGCUAACCCAGUGCUAACCUCCUCCUCCUCCACAGGUGCGCGGCGUGCUAACCCAGUGCUGACCUCCUCCUCCUCCACAGGUGCGCGGCGUGCUAACCCAGUGCUAACCUCCUCCUCCUCCACAGGUGCGCGGCGUGCUAACCCAGUGCUAACCUCCUCCUCCACAGGUGCGCGGCGUGCUAACCCAGUGCUAACCUCCUCCUCCUCCACAGGUGCGCGGCGUGCUAACCCAGUGCUAACCUCCUCCUCCACAGGUGCGCGGCGUGCUAACCCAGUGCUGACCUCCUCCUCCACAGGUGCGCGGCGUGCUAACCCAGUGCUGACCUCCUCCUCCACAGGUGCGCGGCGUGCUAACCCAGUGCUAACCUCCUCCUCCUCCACAGGUGCGCGGCGUGCUAACCCAGUGCUAACCUCCUCCUCCUCCACAGGUGCGCGGCGUGCUAACCCAGUGCUAACCUCCUCCUCCUCCACAGGUGCGCGGCGUGCUAACCCAGUGCUAACCUCCUCCUCCUCCACAGGUGCGCGGCGUGCUAACCCAGUGCUAACCUCCUCCUCCUCCACAGGUGCGCGGCGUGCUAACCCAGUGCUAACCUCCUCCUCCUCCACAGGUGCGCGGCGUGCUAACCCAGUGCUAACCUCCUCCUCCUCCACAGGUGCGCGGCGUGCUAACCCAGUGCUAACCUCCUCCUCCUCCACAGGUGCGCGGCGUGCUAACCCAGUGCUAACCUCCUCCUCCUCCACAGGUGCGCGGCGUGCUAACCCAGUGCUAACCUCCUCCUCCUCCACAGGUGCGCGGCGUGCUAACCCAGUGCUGACCUCCUCCUCCUCCACAGGUGCGCGGCGUGCUAACCCAGUGCGCGGCGUGGGGCCUCUCUCCCGCAGAGGCUUCUACCUGGCGUUCCAGGACAUCGGCGCCUGCAUCGCGCUCACCUCGGUGCGGGUCUACUACAAACGCUGCGUGGGCGUGAGCCGGAACCUGGCCGUGUUCACCGACGUGGUGACGGGCGCAGACUCGUCCUCUCUGGUGGAGGUCAGAGGUCAGUGUGUGGACCAUGCGGAGCAGAGGGACUCUCCAAAGAUGUACUGCAGCGCGGAGGGAGAGUGGCUGGUUCCCAUCGGCCGCUGCGUCUGCUCCGCCGGCUUCGAGGAGCACCGCGACUCCUGCGUCGGUGAGUCCACUUAG